AAAGCACUCGGCAGCUGGUGAAGGAAGGGGGGGGAGGGAGUCAGCUGAGCAUUGUGAGGGGAGGAAGCAUCAUCUGAUACAGAGGAAGGAGCUGCAGUGUAUAUGUGUGUGACAUUGUGCCACUGUAAGCGGAGAAAGUUCUCUCAAAAGGUGGUGUACAAAGAAAUUCUUCAACAUUAUUCGUUACUUGUCUUGAAGGUCAGCCAUGAUCCAUAGUCUGUUCCUGAUUAACCCUUCUGGGGAUAUCUUUCUGGAGAAACACUGGAAGAGUGUGGUGUCCCGCUCAGUCUGUGACUAUUUUUUUGAGGCUCAAGAGCGGGCAUCAGAAGCUGAAAACGUCCCCCCAAUCAUCCCAACCCCUCACCAUUACCUGCUUAGCGUUUACAGACAUGCUAUAUUUUUUGUUGCCGUUAUCCAAACAGAGGUUCCUCCACUCUUUGCUAUUGAGUUCCUUCACAGAGUAGUGGACACAUUCCAGGAUUAUUUUGGCUCAUGUUCUGAGGCUGUCAUCAAGGAAAAUGUGGUAGUUGUGUAUGAAGUUCUUGAAGAGAUGCUGGACAAUGGAUUCCCUCUUGCCACUGAGUCCAAUAUUCUGAAAGAGCUUAUCAAACCACCAACUAUUCUUCGCAGUGUAGUCAACACCAUCACAGGCAGCUCCAACGUCGGUGACCAGCUUCCCACAGGACAGCUCUCAGUAGUGCCAUGGAGACGUACAGGUGUAAAAUAUACCAACAAUGAGGCUUACUUCGAUGUUAUAGAAGAAAUCGAUGCUAUUAUCGACAAGUCAGGCUGCACAGUAACUGCUGAAAUCCAGGGUGUGAUUGACGCUUGUGUAAAACUGAGUGGAAUGCCUGAUUUGACACUAUCGUUUAUGAACCCUCGAUUACUGGAUGAUGUCAGCUUCCACCCAUGUGUUCGUUUCAAGCGAUGGGAGUCAGAGCGGAUUCUAUCCUUCAUCCCUCCUGAUGGUAACUUCCGCCUCCUGUCCUAUCAUGUUAGCGCACAGAAUCUGGUGGCAAUUCCAGUGUAUGUCAAACAUGGAAUAAGCUUCCGUGAAGGGGGCAGUUCUGGACGCUUUGAGGUGACACUGGGACCCAAGCAGAGCAUGGGCAAGUCUGUGGAGGGAGUCACUGUCACCGGACAAAUGCCAAAGGGUGUCCUCAACAUGACACUAACUUCUUCUCAGGGGACAUAUGUCUUUGACCCAGUGACAAAGUUGUUGUCAUGGGAUGUAGGAAAGAUUAACCCUCAGAAGCUGCCAUGUCUGAAAGGGACCAUGAUUCUUCAAGCUGGAACUUCCAAGCCAGAUGAGAACCCCACACUCAACCUUCACUUUAAGAUCCAGCAGCUGGCAAUAUCAGGAUUAAAAGUUAACAGACUGGACAUGUAUGGGGAGAAAUAUAAACCUUUUAAAGGCAUCAAAUACAUGACGAAGGCUGGCAAGUUCCAAGUCAGGACGUAAUGGAGAAUCUUAACCAUUCAGUAUCCAGAGCUACUACUGUUACCACAAUCUGUUGAACCAUUCCUGAUGCGUAAAAAAGAAUGGUGAAGACGAUCCUGUAUGUGUGUGUGUCUAGAGAGGGUGCUAUUUUAUACAUGUGUUUUGAAACACCUGUAUAGUUGCUGCUGCGUUAUUUUGCAGGAUGACUGUAAAGGAUGGGUCAUCUUUCCGUGGUGUAAUACAGAAAAGAAAUUGUGUGUGUUUAGGGAAAGCCUUAUAGUUUUGUUUACAUGCUGCCUUGCAGUGAAUAAGUGUAGUUUGAACAUCACCCUUGUACUGCAGCUCUGCUGUGUUAAACCAUUGGUACAAACUACUGAGUGUGAUCCUGCAGUGUUCUGUAUUGUGUUGCACUAUUAUACAAUCUUAAUUGGAUGUUCUACUCUUUUUUGAAAUACUGUAGUAUAAGUAUAGCACUGAUAUUAUAGUCCUAUUUCUUCACAUGGGAGAGUUCCACGUUCUGAUUGAUAAAUAUCCCUUGGAUAACAACUGCUUGCUGAUGGGUUAUGCAUGAGGCUAUUGCCAGUAAAACCUGACUAUGUCUGCUGGACAGUUUACUGGAAAUUAUCUUGUGAGAUGUUUGAUGCAAUGUGUAAUAAAACCUAUUAAGUCUAA
This is a messenger RNA of Bombina bombina (fire-bellied toad), 2113 nucleotides long. It is a transcript of the gene AP3M2, whose product is annotated as adaptor related protein complex 3 subunit mu 2. Gene Ontology annotation, cellular component: cytoplasmic vesicle; clathrin adaptor complex. Lineage: Eukaryota; Metazoa; Chordata; Amphibia; Anura; Bombinatoridae. Bases 206 to 1462 code for a protein of 418 amino acids. Gene Ontology annotation, biological process: intracellular protein transport; endocytosis. The record is from RefSeq and is a predicted model, not a curated record. The transcript has 9 exons.